This is a messenger RNA of Solanum lycopersicum (tomato), 2296 nucleotides long. RefSeq names its product probable protein phosphatase 2C 33. Gene Ontology annotation, molecular function: protein serine/threonine phosphatase activity. Gene Ontology annotation, biological process: peptidyl-threonine dephosphorylation. Lineage: Eukaryota; Viridiplantae; Streptophyta; Magnoliopsida; Solanales; Solanaceae. The record is from RefSeq and is a predicted model, not a curated record.
AUGGACAAAGCACAUCCAUUAAGUACUUCACUGAUGGUACGAUCACUUCAAGUGAGUAAAGAUUCAUUCCGACCUCAAGAAGAGAAUGAGGAAUCUCUUGACCCUGAAGUACCUUAUCUUAGAGCAAUUGACGCACUUAUGUAUGUUGCUAAUUCUACUAGACCUGACAUAGAAUUUUCUGUUAAUUUAUUAGCAAGAUUUAGUUCUUCUCCUACAUUAAGACAUUGUAAUGGACUUAAACAUAUAUUGCGAUAUCUAAAAGGGACUAGUGAUAUGGGUCUAUUUUAUACUAACAAAGAUAGUACAGAUUUUAUUGGUUAUGUAGAUGCAGGUUAUUUAUCUGACCCACAUAAAGCUCGAUCUCAAACAGGCUAUCCGUUCACAAACGGAGGUACUUCGGUUGUUUAUCAAAAAACGGGUGUGACGGAUUCGAAUACGGAGAAUAGAGGGGUUGGUUGUGUUGGUGCUCUGGAUUGUUUAUUGAAUAUAGUCCGGGCACUCCGGACGGGGUCCUGCUUAACUUAUGAAAGCAGGACCCCUGUUCCGGGUUCUCCUACAUCUGCUGUUGGAGUUAAGAAGAAGAAGAGUAGGAGGGUAUCUAGGAAUUCUUCCUUCAACAAAUGCAAGGAAGAACAGCUGCGUAAGACUCCUGGACGAUUGUUCUUGAAUGGAUCGAGCGAGGCAGCUUCACUCUUCACUCAGCAAGGCAAGAAAGGAACGAAUCAAGAUGCCAUGGUUGUUUGGGAGAACUUCGCUUCCAGAACAGAUACUGUAUUCUGUGGUGUUUUUGAUGGCCACGGUCCUCAUGGCCAUAUGGUUGCCAAGCGAGUCAGAGAUUCCCUUCCCUCGAAGCUAAGUGCACAUUGGGAAGUUAGUCUGAAAAGUGAGGAUGUCCUAAAGGAGAUCAGUCUAAAUGCUGGGGCUAGCCUAUAUCCCGAGGAUGCUUCCCUUAUAUCCGCGGCCGAUGACUCUAGGGUUUCAAUUGAUGUUGAAGAGACUGGAAAGCACCCAGAGAUCUUUCAGACUUUGAAGGAAUCAUUUUUGAAGGCUUAUAAGGUUAUGGACAGGGAACUGAAAAGCUACACUAAUAUUGACUGCUUCUGUAGUGGGACAACAGCUGUAACCCUUAUUAAACAGGGCCAGGAUCUUGUUAUAGGAAAUGUAGGCGACUCCCGAGCAAUUCUAGGUACCAGAGACAAAGAUGGUUCUCUAACUGCUGUACAAUUGACAGUGGAUCUGAAGCCUAAUCUACCAGCGGAGGCUGAAAGAAUUCGUAAAUGUAGAGGGCGUGUUUUUUCUCUUCAUGAUGAACCAGAGGUUGCAAGAGUGUGGUUGCCAAAUAGUGACUCUCCUGGACUUGCCAUGGCACGUGCUUUUGGAGAUUUUUGCCUGAAGGAUUUUGGUCUCAUCUCUGUACCCGAAAUAUCAUAUAGGCGUUUAACAGGAAAAGAUGAGUUCAUUGUUCUGGCAACUGAUGGGAUAUGGGAUGUACUUACAAAUGAUGAAGUUGUAAAGAUUGUUGCAUCUGCUUCAUCCCGUUCGUCUGCAGCUCGAUCGCUAGUUGAAUCAGCUGUUCGAGCCUGGAGGACAAAAUACCCUACUUCUAAAGUUGAUGAUUGUGCAGUUGUUUGCCUUUUUCUUGAUUCAAACUCAAACAACUUGUCCACUGCUUCCAAUACAGAAGACAGUGACAAGACUGUCUCAAUGAAAGCAAAUGAAGUUGGUGCCAAGACAGGUGAUGCCUCAGGUCCAACUGCAUUUACUCGUUCUGGAACUGUUCGAGAAGUUGAAGUUUCAGAAGAAGAGAUAGAGGAAGCAUCAGAACAUGAGGAACUGCUCUCAGAGGUGGGGGCGGAAUGGUCUGCACUGGAAGGGGUUUCCCGGCUGAACACAUUAUUGACACUGCCAAGGUUUGUGCCUGACAAGGACGAGAAUUAAACUGUCUGGAAUCGAACUCAAAGAAGCAACAGAGGGUGAGAUUUCCAAGUUUGGAUUUAUUUCUUUCGGUUAUUUUUCAAUUUUUAUUUAGUUCCAUCCAUUUUAAGGUCUCACAUAUCUAUCUACUGGGAGGGAAAAAAAAUAGGGGCAUUUUAUAUUUGUUGUAGACUGGAGAGGUGGCCCCAGCUAUAUUAGAGUGUCUGGGAAUCAUCCAUUCUCUUCCUAGUGUUGGUAAAAGUGGAAUUUUUGUAAAAACCAACUCUCCUGUCUUGGUUGCUAGCUUUCUUUUCUUUCGCAUAUAUACCAAGAUUGUGUGUACCUUAUCAAAGAGAUAUCGAGAUUGUGUGUUUUUCCAUCA